Messenger RNA from Medicago truncatula (barrel medic), 1382 nucleotides. RefSeq names its product chloroplast stem-loop binding protein of 41 kDa a, chloroplastic. The coding region runs from base 83 to 1288 and encodes 401 amino acids. The record is from RefSeq and is a predicted model, not a curated record. Gene Ontology annotation, biological process: monosaccharide metabolic process. NCBI's taxonomy places the organism in Eukaryota, Viridiplantae, Streptophyta, Magnoliopsida, Fabales, Fabaceae. The transcript has 6 exons. Gene Ontology annotation, molecular function: UDP-glucose 4-epimerase activity. Gene Ontology annotation, cellular component: cytosol.
ACAUACUGUUGGAAAUGAGAAAGGAAGGAAAUAAGUGGUUAGCUUUAUCUGGAACUGCUGGUUCUCAUACUCUUUAGCAACAAUGGCCAUGCUUGCUUCCUCUUCACCUACCUUGCUCUUCACUUCAACCUCUUCCAAUCUCCUCCCACUUUCACAUUCUUGUACUUUGCGCCUUUCUUUCUCUUCUUCACUCCAAUCCACCUCUCUCUCAAUCUCCUCUACCUUUCUAUCACACCCUUCUUUAACUUCUAAACGUUUAGCUAAUCAUGCUACUUUAAGCAUCAGUGCAAGUGCUGCAGAGAAGAAGAAGGUGCUAAUCAUAAAUACCAAUAGUGGUGGACAUGCUGUGAUUGGCUUCUACUUUGCAAAAGAGCUACUUGGUGCUGGACACUCUGUCACCAUUCUCACUGUUGGUGAUGAAAGCUCAGAUAAGAUGAAGAAACCUCCUUUUAACAGAUUCUCAGAAAUUGUGAGUGCUGGAGGCAGUACAGUAUGGGGAAAUCCUGCAGAUGUAGGGAGUGUUGUAGGAGGGGAAGCAUUUGAUGUGGUUUUGGACAACAAUGGCAAGGAUCUUGAGUCUGUGAGGCCAGUGAUUGAUUGGGCCAAGAGUGCUGGUGCUAAGCAAUUCUUGUUCAUCAGUAGUGCUGGAAUCUACAAAACGACAGAUGAACCUCCCCAUGUUGAAGGGGAUGCUGUCAAAGCAGAUGCUGGUCAUGUUGGAGUUGAGAAAUACAUUGAAGAAACUUUUGACAGUUGGGCAGUAUUCAGGCCUCAGUAUAUGACAGGGUCUGGAAACAACAAAGACUGUGAGGAGUGGUUCUUUGACAGGAUUGUUCGGGACAGACCUGUGCUAAUUCCUGGUUCAGGAUUGCAACUCACUAACAUAUCUCAUGUUAAAGACUUGUCUUCAAUGUUGACUCUAGCUGUUGAGAACCCGGAUGCUGCAAAUCAUAGCAUUUUCAACUGUGUGAGUGACCGUGCGGUGACUCUAAAUGGAAUAGCUAAACUAUGCGCUCAAGCUGCAGGACGCCCUGUUAAUAUUGUGCAUUAUGAUCCAAAAGCUAUUGGAAUUGAUGCAAAGAAAGCCUUCCCUUUCCGUAAUGUGCACUUCUAUGCUGAACCUAGAGCAGCCAAAACUAAAUUGGGAUGGAGUUCAACCACAAACCUACCUGAGGACCUAAAAGAACGGUUUGAGGAGUACAUAAAGAUUGGGAGAGACAAGAAGCCAAUCAAAUUUGAGCUAGAUGAUAAGAUAUUAGAGGCCUUGAAAGUUCCAGUGUCUGUCUAAUCCAUUCAUAUCCAAAAUGUAAAAUGAUCAGACAAGAUUUGUAUGAUUUCUUGUUACAUGAUUUAAAUGAGAUGCAUUAAUAAAUUUACUUCUU